GCCCUGAGAUCUGAGAGUGCGAAAGAAACACAGACACAAAGAUUUAGAAAAAAAAGAUGAAUAGCAAAUAUUAACAGCGAGAUUUUUACAUCUGUCACCUGUCGUGUGUCACUUUUUUUUCCCCGGGGAUUGAUGCAGAUGGAGAUGCAGAACUUUUAUCUCCACCUGGAUUUAAGAGUAGCAUUGUGACAGCUGUGUGACUGAUCAGAGAAAUAUCAAGUCUGUCAGAAGUGUUGAGACAAGCCACUCACCGGAGGAGAGAUGAUGAUGCAGGGCAGGCAAUUGGCCAUGGCUUUAACAUUAUUGCACCUGCUGCUAUGGCACGAAUCUUUGACGAUCGAAGUACCACAAGACCCAAAGAUCCUGGCAGACCUGAGACAGCCCCCCACUAUAACCAAGGAGUCGGUGAAGGACUAUAUUGUUGAUCCCAGAGAUAACAUCAUCAUCGAGUGUGAGGCCAAGGGUAACCCAGUGCCAAUGUUCACAUGGCGAAGGAAUGGGAAAUUUUUCAACAUUGGAAAAGAUCCACGUGUAACAAUGCGAAAACGUUCGGGAACCCUUGAAAUCGGUUUUCGUAAUGGAGGACGGCCAGAAGAUUAUGAAGGAGAAUACCAGUGUUUUGCUGGCAAUGAUCAUGGCUUGGCGAUGUCCAACAAAAUUCUACUCCGAGUCUCCAAGGCACCUCUGUGGCCCAAGGAGGUGCUAGAGCCAGUGGUGGUGACUGAAGGCUCCUCACUAGUUCUCCCCUGUAACCCACCUCCAGGCCUGCCUCCACCAUUUACUUUCUGGAUGAGCAGUUGGAUGAUUCCAAUCCGACAGGAUAAGCGAGUGUCCAAGGGUUUAAAUGGAGACUUGUACUUUUCCAAUGUCAUGGCCCAAGAUGCCCAGAAUGACUAUAGCUGCAAUGCUCGGUUCCUCUUCACUCACACAAUCCAGCAAAAGAACCCCUUCACUCUCCAAGUUCUUACCAACAAUAAUGACACCUCUGACAAUGACAGUGACCCAUAUGGUGGCCGUAAAAUAGCUGAGUCAACUCCAACCUUCCUCUCACCAUUGGGCAGUGAGAGUGCCAAAAUGGUGCUGAGAGAUGAGCAACUGUUGUUGGAGUGUAUUGCUGCAGGACUUCCCACACCGGAAGUCAAAUGGUUCAAGAAAGGCGGUGACCUUCCAGGACGGAAAGUGAAGUUUGAGAAUUACAACAAGACAAUAAAAAUUAGCAAUGUGUCAGAAGAGGAUGCUGGGGAAUAUGUAUGCAUGGCCAACAAUCAUUUAGGUAGCAUACGUCACUCCAUUUUUGUUCAAAUCAAAGCGGCUCCUUACUGGCUGGACAAACCAACAAAUCUGGUCCUAGCUCCAGAAGAGAAUGGGCGGCUUGUGUGUCGGGCAAACGGGAACCCUAAACCUAGCAUCCAAUGGCUGGUUAAUAGUCUACCUAUAAACAGCUCGCUCCCCGAUCCUAGUCGACAAAUGAUGGGUGACACCAUCAUUUUCCGCUCAGUGCAGAUGGGAAGCAGUGCAGUCUACCAGUGUAACGCCUCAAACCAGCAUGGGUAUCUGCUAGCCAAUGCCUUCGUCAGUGUCAUUGAUAUGCGCCCAAGGAUGCUUGGCCCAAAAAAUCAACUGAUAAAAGUAAUUGAGAACAACCGCACCUUUCUGGACUGUCCCUUCUUUGGUUCCCCUUUUCCAGAGUUACGAUGGUUUAGGAACGGUCAGGGCAGUGGCCUGGAUGGUGGUCACUAUCGUGCUUACAUUAACGGCACACUGGAGAUCAAACGAGCCAGAGCAGAGGACCAAGGCACCUACACCUGUGUGGCCAGCAGCAUUUUGGGCAUGGCCGAAAACCAGGUCCGCCUGGAGGUCAAAGAACCAAGUCGUAUUGUUCGGGCUCCAGAACACCACUCAGCCAUCAGAGGUUCCACAGUUCGUUUUGACUGUAAAGUGAAGUUUGAUCACAGCCUGCCUGUCACUGUGACUUGGACAAAGGAUGAUAACCCUAUCCAUCUCGGAUGGAGGUUGAGGAAAGAUGAGGAAUCACUGACCAUCCCUAACAUCAAUGAGGGCGAUGAGGGAAUUUACACAUGUACUGUUAAAACAGAGAUUGACCAGGACUCAGCCUCGGCCCGUCUCACUGUUUUAGAAGAAGCCUCCCUCAACUCCUCAGUUUCUAGUGCCUUGCCACCAGGCCGCCCAGAUCCUCCAAUGGAUCUAGAACUGUCAGAUCCAGCAGCCCGAAGCGUUUGCCUCACCUGGAUUCCUGGAGAUGACCACAGAAGCCCUGUGAAAGAAUUUUUGGUGCAGUUUGAGGAGGACCGCUGGGAGCCAGGUAGAUGGCAGGACCUGGCCACCUAUCCAGGGGACCUCAACUCUGUCAUUUUGCAGCUUGCUCCUUUUGUCAACUACCAGUUCAGAGUUAUCGCCAUUAAUGCAGUGGGCCAUAGCGAAGCAAGCCACCCCUCACCAAAAUAUCAUACAAGCAGCGCUGCUCCUGAUGUCAUACCCAGAGGCCUUCGAGGCUGGGGCUCAGAGAAAAACAACAUGGAGAUCACUUGGGAGCCCCUGCUCGAUCUGGAGAAAAAUGGUCCUAAUCUGCACUACUGUGUGUGGUGGAGACAGAAAGAUUCUGAUGGCGAGUGGAACAAUGUAACCAUAAUAGGAACCAAACAUGUUGUUCAGAACACAGAAACCUAUGUACCCUAUGAGAUCAAAAUCCAGGCCAGGAAUGAUCUUGGAGCAGGACCACAAUCUAAUGUGGUAAUUGGAUACUCAGGAGAAGACAAACCCACCAGUGCUCCUACUGAGCUGCGCGUUUCCAAGGUGGAUACUACCAAAGCAAACAUCCAAUGGAAGCCCGUCAACCAGAUCUCACUCCGGGGAGAAUUCAAGGAGUACAGACUGUACUACUGGCGUAAGUCCAGUCAUGUCCCUGGUUUGGUGUUUCGCAAGGAGAACAAGACCAAAGGUUUCUACACUACUGUGGCUGAGCCAUCUACCAUUCUUAGUGAACUUGUGCCCUUCUCGCAAUACAAGAUGUUUAUGGUUGUAGCCAACAAUCGUUACGAGGGUCCACCUAGCAAGACUGUUGAAUUCAGCACAAAAGAAGGAGUGCCAGAUGCUCCCAGUUUUUUCAGGAUCAAGCGAAGAGGUCUUGAUUCCAUUCACCUGGAAUGGGACAAACCUUUGGAGCCAAAUGGCCUCCUGAUUGGAUACAAGCUCAAAUACCAAAUAGCCAAUGGAUCCAGACAAGGUCAACCUCGUGUCGAGACUUUCCUUCCAAAUGUAACAGACUUCACACUCCGUCUUCCGGAUCGAUCAACCCGCUACAACUUCUAUCUGUCGGCACUCACGCAGAUGGGAGCAGGCGAGGUCGUUGCUGAGGAAUCCCCCUUCUUUGCCAAUGAAGUUGAGCUUACGGAUCUUUCUUGGGCUUCAGAUUUCACUGUUACUCCUCCUCCUCUUGCUCCUCUUCCUCCCAUUACUGCUGCUCCAACAGCCAUUAAUACCUCAACUUCUACCACGACCACUAUUACAAUGUCUGUGAAGACUACAACUUCUACUACCAUCGAAACAACUGAGGCAGGGCCAGCCACUCCACCUCCUGUCCUGGUCAUCAACAAGAAUAUUGAUAAGAAUGUAUUGGUGGUACCUGGGGAAGAGAUCUGGAAUGUGACGGUGGAGCACAACAGUAACUACAUUAACGUCGGCUGGAGACACAGCUUCCUGCCCAACAGCAGCGAGUUUGUGCUAGAGUUCACAUUGGACAGCAACAACACACUGAAAACUGUACCAGUGACACAACAACCCCCUAUUUCAGUAAAGGAUUUGAUUCCGGGUGCCAAGUACCAUCUGAGGGUUUACUCCCAUGAACACGGCAACGUCACCAGCAAAUCUGUCAUCUUUGAGACUAAAGCAGCCUACAUUGACCAGGUAGACAUUGCAACUCAAGGCUGGUUCAUCGGCUUGAUGUGUGCCAUUGCCCUCAUCAUACUGAUCCUUCUUAUUGUCUGCUUCAUCAAAAGGAGUCGUGGAGGCAAAUAUCCAGUCCGAGAUAAAAAAGAUCUUCCUUUGGAUGCUGUUGAUCACAAAGACCCAAAUGGAUCCUUUGAUUACCACAGUGAUGAGGACAACAAGCCUCUUCAAGGUAGCCAAACAUCACUGGAGGGCAAUGUGAAGGAGAGCGAUGACAGCCUGGUGGACUAUGGUGAAGGCGGCGAUGGCCAAUUUAAUGAGGAUGGAUCGUUCAUCGGUCAGUACACAGUGAAGAAGGACAAGGAUGAGACAGAAGGCAAUGAGAGCUCGGAGGCCACCUCACCAGUCAAUGCCAUCUACUCCUUGGCAUAGUGCUGCAUAACUUUUUAGACGCAUUUGCACGACCUGCUUUAGAGUGUUGUUGACACACACACACGGAUUAAGACUGCAUAUGAAAAUAUCAAAAUAAUUGGUCCUUUUUAGUGACUGUGUAGGCCUGCCUCCGCGGGUAAAGUGAGAUGAUACUGGACAGAAAUUUGAAUUCAUGCCUUUGUUUUAUGGAGAAGAAAUUUGGUCAAAGUGCUCAUUUCGCUUUGUGCUCAGCCUACCCUUUAUCUACACAGACUUCAGUGUGCCUUCGACGUAGCUUUCAGCCAUUUAAGGCAUCACAACCUACUUUGCAUAAUUUUGUUCCCAUUUAUUCAUCAAGAUUUUCAGUCUUUCUCUUUUGGUUUUAGACAGGGAUGUUCAGUCUAUAACCAACAAACUCACCAAGAUGCUAUCAGAUAUGUUUAUCAUAUUGAUAUGUACACAAAGAAAGAUUUGAGUUUUUCCUCAACUCGUAGAUGGCUCAUUAAAUCUUAAUGAAUACUGUACACAGCCCUGUCACACAAUUAAGUGCCCUGUACAUCUAUGCACUACCACCACCACUAUACCACUCCAUAUUCCUUAAUACACAUCUUUUGGUUCUCCUUGCAGGGUAUAUCACCCCAUUACAGUCACUCUGCCUUUUACAUAGUGGUAGAAAAGUUUUUUUUGUUUUUUUUUUACAUUGACUGCAAUGUUGUAGUGCAGAUGUUCAUUAUAGUCAUCACAAAAAAGCCCUAUCUGCUAAUUGCAGCUCUGACAGAGUAUGUUGGUUAUGCAUCACAUUUGUACAAAAACGACUUAUUUUUGAGCAUCUUAGUGGUUUAGUUAAAUUAAAAUUGGAGGGCAAUAGAGUUACCUUUGCUUGAGGAACACCACAACAUAAAUGAAUUCUAUUGUAAGCAUGCUGACUGAUUCUGUCACAUUUGUUUACUUAAUUAUUCUAAGGUGUACGUGAUUAUCUUUUCCCCACUUUUUACUAAUACUUUAUUUAACAUUUUUUUAACCAACACUGCAAUAUCUAUUUCACAUAGUAAUCUCAUAAUCACACAUGAUGAGGGUAUACAUAAAUACAAUGCAUUAUUAUAGCCUACUACUUUCUUAGAAUUAUUUUCUUAUUGGUGACAGCAGCAUAGUUACCCAUUUUGUUUUUGUAAAGAUCAACAGUGAUGAGAUCAUAUACAGGAAUGCAUGCAGUCUCGUUGUAGGGCAUGAAUGCAGAGUCAAAAUCUGAGCUCUGACGAUGUGUUUAGAUUUACAGGAUUAUUUAUUUUGUGUUUCAUAUCAAGCAAAAAUCUUUCACAUUGGUUCUUUAGUUUGCUACCACCGCUUUUCAUCUAAUAACAAAACAAUUUGACCAAAGAUUUGGCAUCAAUCAAGAUUUCUAGUACUGUAUACUGCAGUAUGUGGCUAGUAGUAUCCUCACCCAAUAUGAAUGAGGUUGUUCAUUUCUGACCCGGCCAAGUUGAAUAGAUGAAGUGGUGAGUUUGGAAAGACAGCUCAUUAAAGUACUAACAAUAUCAUACACAGAUCAAGGAAAAUGGGAAUGUUUUUUUUUCAUUAUUAUUAUUUUAAAGUAAUUGCAAAAACACAACAGUAUGUGUAGCAUUGUGAGGGUACAAUAAUGUUCUUGCUCAUCAUAAUUGCAGGACUGAAUGGGAACAUAAUGGCGCAAAUCUUAUUUCUGUAGUUUGGAGGACAGAAGUGUGUCAUUCUGUCCAAACAAUCUGAUGGCUACUUUCCAUAAAAUGUUAAUCUGUAAAAUAUUUGUUUUCAAUGAAACCCAUGUCUUAAACAGGUGAAUAAAGCUUUCGAUAUGCAUAGAACUAGAAGACAAAAAUACAUUCAUUUUCAGAGGAUAUAACAAGUUCUAAAGUCCGUACACUGGCUUCCAGUUAGUUUUAUAAUAUUAUAUUUUACAGUUAUGCUGCUGGUCUAUAAAUCACUUAAGGGUUUAAGUCCUGAAUACAUGAAAGAAAUGAUUACAGAAUACAAACCCAGUAGGGCUCUGAGACCAAAUGACUCAGGUCAAAUAGUGGAGCGUAGAUUCCAAAGCAAACAUGGUGAAGCAGCAUUUAGCUAUUAUGGUGCACACAAAUGGAAUAAAUUGCCAACAGACAUGACAUCAGCCCCAAGUGUGAGUGUUUUUAAAUCUAUACUAAAAACUCUUCUUAUUUCUCAUGCGUUUUAGACUUCCACUUCCACUUUUCAGUGAUAUUUCUUGCAAUAAUAGCUGUUUUAAUUGUACUUUUUCACAUGUUUUAUGUAUUUGAAUGCUUUUAAUCAUGUAAAGCAUCUUGAGUUACCUUGUGUAUGAAAUGCGCUAUUCAAAUAAAUUAGCUUUGCUUUGCUUUGCUUUGCUUUGCUUUGCUUCAUUUGACACAUGACGGAAAUGAAAAAACUGUCAAGGUCCUCUUGUCAGAAGAAAAACAAUUCAGUAAUUGGUGUACACAGUGUAUGUAGAUUGUUAAUCCCACUGCUACUUACUGAUUUGUCAUGUCUUUAUUCAACCUAGAAUGGUUGACAAUGUACAUUUAUUCGGCGCAAAUAAAUUUAGUAUUACAGAAUAGGGCUAAGUUCUAAAGAUUUAAUGUUUUCUUCAGAGAGCAACGCAAGUUAAUAUUUUAUAUCCAUUCAUUUUAUGAGCCACCAGGGUCACGGGAACCUUUUAUCACAUUACAUUUUUAUUUUGUACUUAUAUUAAUUGUUUUAUGUGACUACUAUUCAUUUAUACUAAUAAUAAUGUAAGCAUUGAUGUAAUAAUAUUAGUUAAAAGUUUUCAACUAAUUUGUUUCAUGUGAGAAAUAGCCUAAAUAAAUGUUUCCAUAAUGAGUUAUUGUGACACCAUAAACUCAGUAUGUGUUACACAUUUUUGUAGAAACUGGCUUUUCUUAAAGAACAAAUUAAUUUUGUUGUCAUACAUGAGAAAAUGGUCAUGUUUAUCAAGACAUUGUGUUGCUCUUCAUGUAUCCAUUUUGUAUUACUGUUGCUGUUGUUAUUCAGAUCUUUGUCCGUCCACACAAGAAAGAAAUCUUGGUGUUUAGUAUUUAUUUGGCAUAUAUUAUGUACAUUUGCAUCCACACCAAAACACUUGUAAAUAUUAAAAUGUUUGUCCCAAAUGCUUCUUCCAAACAAUACAAUAAGUCACGAAUUUGUACCUGCAAAGAAAAUGAAACAGGCAUUUAGUCGGUCAAGCAACGUUGCGAUGUACCUUUGAUUAACAUUUGCACUCAGAAAAAAAUAAUAGUAAUAAAAUAAAAUCACACUCCUGUUAGGAUUACCAAUUGCUUUGACAUUGUAAUGCACUGUCACAAAUACAUGAGUUUAACUUUUAUUGAUGGUUUUAAGUAAAUGUUGAAAAAAUAUACACAACUAAUGAAGCCGAAAGGAAAGGAAGAAUUUAAGUUCUUUAUUAUGUAAAUAUGAUAACAGAAGUUCGACUGACGCUCUGCCUUUGUAGCACAGAUUCAGUCUACAGGCCUGGAAAACUAACUUACCCUCCUUGUUCUUUUGUUGUCUACAUUAUUUUCAAUGGAAACAGAAGUCAAGUGUCUUUUAUCACUGUCUCCUCUUGAACCUUCAUAAAAGGUUUUUGUUUUUUUUUUACUUCAUUUCUAAAUGCUGUGAAGAAUAGAACAUUUGCUUGUUGGGUUGCUCUUUGGCUUUCAUACAAUCAUUCAAUGGGCAUCUUUUUUAUGUUUGUCUUUUGACGUGUACUUAACAGCUUUUGUCAGAAACAUCUACCCAAUAAAAAAAGUCAAAUAUGUAUUCAUUCAUUCAUUCAUUCAUUUAUUCAUUCAUUCACAUCAUGGUGCGAUGUUACAAAUUCUGCUAGCGAAGCCUUCUUUACAAUAAAGCAAUUUUCUUUUCUCUA
Messenger RNA from Syngnathoides biaculeatus (alligator pipefish), 8206 nucleotides. It is a transcript of the gene nfasca, whose product is annotated as neurofascin homolog (chicken) a. Lineage: Eukaryota; Metazoa; Chordata; Actinopteri; Syngnathiformes; Syngnathidae. The transcript is spliced from 31 exons. Gene Ontology annotation, molecular function: cell-cell adhesion mediator activity. The coding region runs from base 262 to 4338 and encodes 1358 amino acids. Gene Ontology annotation, biological process: cell-cell adhesion; brain development. The record is from RefSeq and is a predicted model, not a curated record.